Messenger RNA from Histoplasma mississippiense, 228 nucleotides. RefSeq lists its product with no specific name. NCBI's taxonomy places the organism in Eukaryota, Fungi, Ascomycota, Eurotiomycetes, Onygenales, Ajellomycetaceae. The record is from RefSeq and is a predicted model, not a curated record. The transcript is spliced from 2 exons. Bases 1 to 228 code for a protein of 75 amino acids.
AUGAUGGGUGUUGCAGGGCAUAUUGACAGAUUUGAUGAUAAAGAUGUGUAUUUGAUGAUAAAGGGGGGUGGCAGAAAAUUCUGUUUUCGCAAGCUUUACGUCCGCCACAAUAGAAAGGAGAAGAACGUCCCCUUGCAGAAAACAGAUAAGGAGCCGUUGAAACGGAAGGAGACAAAGAUCGGAACGUUGCGUAAAGCGUUUGGCAAAAUACUCCCUUUUCGAACCUGA